GAACUAAUAAAUGCGCAAAACACAGCCCAAACAGGUGUGGCGCAGAUCGAAUUGGUCCGUCAUCGAAACACAAACGUGCACGACAGAACGAUCAAACACCCCUCAUCUUCAGAAGACGAUUAUGGCAACCAUCAAAAACUAAGCAAGCAGGGAUUAGGAGGGUACAAGGAAACGACGAUGUCGUUUGGUUCAUCUCUGUUGCCUCCUCAGUCUGCUUCAUUCUUAUCCAAGGCCAAAUCUUUCACCACCCAAAACAGAACUUGUUUAACUUCUCGCUUCAAGGCUUCUGCUGACGUUCCCGAUUUUCUUUCUGCUAAUUGGCUUGAAUCUCGCAAGAAAAGACCUUUUGGCCCGAGAUUAGAUUUUAAUGCAGAAGAAGCUGUACAUUAUCAGCUUGAAGCAUUGAAAUACAACGACCAACCCCGUCAAGAUUAUGGAAUUGAGGUUAUGUACAGGUUCGCUGGGUUUGAUCCUUUUGAAAGAUCAACCUAUUUUGGACCAUUUUUCGAUUUGGGCCAGUUUGAAAGGUUUAGGCGUAUUUUUCACCACUCAACCUAUCGAGUGCUACUAGGUCACAAGGAAAGAAAGAUCUUGAGCAGUUUGUUUGUGGAGGAGAACCAAUAUAAGCAACGGCUUUGGAUCAGGGGGAAUAGACCAGAGGAAGAGGAGAUAUUUCAAUUUACCAUGGUGCAGAGAGUUGGUGGUUGCUGGGAUGGUUAUUGGUUGACGGAGUCUCUACUUAAUGAUAAUGAUACUUUUGCUGGAGGGUUGGCGUAUUGAAAAUCUUGCAAGGAUCAAAUUUUCAUGUAGCCUGCUGUCCAAGGAAAGACCAAAUCAGCUAUGAGUCUAUUAGUAUUCUCUGUAAAAUUUGUACAUAUGUAAUAUAUUUAGCUAGUAAUGGGGGUUAUAGCUGGUCCUCGAGACACAAACAUGUAUCUAUGGAUUCUACGGGCAUGUAUUUAGUUACGCCCAACCCAUUUAUAUUUUACAUGUACCUAAGCUGAGCAAAAAGUUGUUUUGGUUUCAUGCAAGAUCCAUGUUUUCUUA
Messenger RNA from Neltuma alba, 1047 nucleotides. RefSeq lists its product as uncharacterized. The transcript is spliced from 7 exons. The record is from RefSeq and is a predicted model, not a curated record. Bases 178 to 780 code for a protein of 200 amino acids. NCBI's taxonomy places the organism in Eukaryota, Viridiplantae, Streptophyta, Magnoliopsida, Fabales, Fabaceae.